CGGAGCAGACGGGUUCGCAGACGACGGCGCGUGCGAAAGCAGACGACGGGAAGGGGUGAGGAGCAGUGGGACCGUCUGCUCGCCGGGGCUGCUGGCCGGGUCGCUUGGUUGGGUGUAGCGGUACGCCGUCUGGAAGAAGGAACGGGGACAGCGGUGCGGUCUAGCUGGUUCGGAAGAAGGUUCGUCUGCUACUUUGGUCGACGGGAUUUACAGGACGACGCGCGAAGAAGAGCGGCGGAGUUGGGAGAGCUACCACAGACGGAAAGUAGUGCUCUUUAGCUGUUUGUUGUCGGAGCGGAAGAAGACGGUAGAGGGUGGGAAACAGCGACGACGACAAGGAGAAGAAAAUAAAAAAUAUAGUGCGGGCGACGGCCGGAGCAGACGACGCACUGUGUGGAUUGGAGAUUUUUAAAGAUGGCGGAGGAGCGACCAAGUCUGCUGUGAGGGGGAGUGAACGGAGAACAGAUUUGCUUGCUUCGAAACCUCAAGACAAGACGCAGGUGUUUGGAGGAGGCGAGGAAGAAAAAGAGGACAAGCGACGGUGCUGAAGACUCCAGGAGAAGCAGCCAUGUAAUUCGUCUGCGUUUUGUUGUGAAGACAGUCUAGCGGAAAUAUCACGUCAACCAGAAACGAUUUUUGCGAGGCUUUCUGCCGUUACCCUGAACCACGUCGUGCUGGGGGACGGUGACUUGACUGUUCGGUCCUGGGAUAAUUCGGCCGAUUCUGCCUGGAGAGGUGCUUGGAGUUGUUUUGACGAGGCAGUCUUGAUGCCGGCGGGGUUCAUGAUGGAUAUCUCCCGCCAUUCCUCCUCCAGUGAGCUAGGGGGGCAGCUUCUGUCUCAAGGGGAGCAGGAGCUGGCCACCAAGAUGCUGCAGAUUCAGUCCAAGAGGUUCUACCUGGACGUCAAGCAAAACAGGAGAGGGCGCUUCAUCAAGGUGGCAGAAGUACAACAGGUUGGGGUAGUGGGUAGGAAAAGUAGGCUGCUACUAGCCAUGUCCACAGCAGCAGAGUUCAGGGACCACCUGACGUCCUUCAGCGAACUCUACGCCUCCCUCGGGCCUCCGAACCCGGAAAACCUCCCGGAGGACGGCAAGCUCAAGAGUGAAAUCAUGAUAAAGGACAAUAGGCGCUACUACCUGGACCUCAAGGAAAACUCUAGGGGACGCUUUCUAAGGGUUUCUCAGACGAUAGCACGAGGGGGUCCUAGGUCCCAGAUUGCCAUCCCCGCACAGGGUAUGAUCGAGUUCCGUGACGCCCUCACAGAUUUGCUAGAGGAGUUUGGCACGGACGACGGAGCCUUCAAGGGGGAACUACCCGAAGGGCGCCACAUGCGCGUAGAAAACAAGACAUUUUACUUCGACAUUGGGCAGAAUACCAGAGGCAUCUAUAUGCGCAUUUCAGAGGUGAAGAACAACUUCAGAGCAGCCAUCACCAUUCCAGAGAAGUCGUGGUCGCGCUUCAGGGACUCUUUCUCGGACUACGUGGAGAAGAUGAAGGAGCUGACGGAGAAGUCUGCGGCGGAAGGCGGCAAGUGAGAGUCGGCCCCUCCUCGAGGCGGGCCCCCCUCGCUCCCCUUCCCCGCCAGAGAGUGACCGCGAGUGAGCAGAAAGUGAGACGGGCUUCGGAGAACACAGGGACGCGAAGGCCCGGUCAAGCAGGAGUGGUCGGAAGGGAGUGGCCGGGGAAAUGCCGGCGGCCGAGGGCUCCUGCGAACGGCGGCCGGCGAGGACGAACUCACGACUUCGUGGUCUGCGCUCCGCGUGCUAGAGAAAGGGACUGGAGUGGAAAAAAAAAAUGAACGAACCCAGUGUGAAACUAAGGUGAACUUGAAACUUUUUUUUUUUGUUUUACUUCCAUUUUUUUUUUGUUUCUCCCGUUUUUGUCUGCAACCGGUGUUUCUUCAUUUUCGGGUUUGGCUGGAGGGCAAGUCUUGCCGUGGCUUUUGCGUCUGUCAGAACUUUUUUUUUUUUCUGCGCUUUUUCCGGAAGAUUGGAAAGCGUCUUUGACGCCCUCUUUCCUUCCUGCGUGAAUCCCCUAAAGACAAAGCCUAGCAACUGUCCUCCAGUUUUCUCGUUUUUUUUUUUUUUGCGUUUUCAAGUCUCCCACAGAGAAAGACGUGCAGGGAGAGCUGCCCUACGAGAAAGAGAACGAGAAAGUCAAGACCAGUGUGAUAGCAGCAGACAAAUCCGAGAGAAGCGUCGAAUGAAUGGUAAAGGAAGAGUGGGAGUGAAGAGUGAUGGAACCGCACCUCCGUGCGGUUUCCGAGUGGAAGGCACAGCUAGGAAAGUAAUUUCAAAGGUGGGCAUCGCGGUCGGCGCGCCUCGGCACUUUGUACGGUCUAGCGCGGGCGGUUUCCGUGCUGUUGCAAUGAAAAGGGAGGGGCUGCGUGCAAUGGGGUGUGAGGAAGGUGCGAUGGAGGGUGAGGAGUGUGAUGGAACAUGGUGAGAUUGUGAAGAGGAUGAUGAGUGGUGGAGUGCGAGGAGAGGGUAACUCGAUGCUCGGACCGUGUGAAGUGCCGAGGCGGUUCGGCCGUGGUGCCGUUGUUUGUCACGGUCCUCCCUCGAAGCGGGAAGACCGUGUUGGUUUGUUGCAAGUUUGUACAGAGUCGGUUGUUGAUCGUUGGAGAAUGCGAGUCACGGGCUGUUGGAUCCCGGAUGGGAAAAGGGUUGGCUGGGUCGCACACCGUUGCGACCCGCGUUGUUGGAGUGGUGCGAGCUUUACAAGUCCCACCUGGUUUGGCGUUCGGUUCUUUCUCGUCAACGUGUCUUCGGAAUGCGGCUGUUACGAGGCUGUCCGUUUUGUUUUUGUGCCCGGGGCUUGGGAAGGAGCGGGACGCAUGACGUCCCUGUAAGGGAGGGGCUUUUCGCGAGGGGUUCGUGAGCUGGGUAGAUUGGGUCAUCCUUCCACUCUUGUUUGGGUGAGCGCUUGUUUCCUUGAACGAACCAUGGCAAUGUUUUUUCGCAUCGUCGCGAGUCGAAUUCAAAAACGAGGCUUUAUGCGGCGCGUGUGGUGAACGGCACCCGCGAUUUUUUUCGUCGUUCGAUUUGUGGUUGAUCCCGGUUUGUGUAUAGUUGGAAGCGCAACUUUUUGGCCCAUCUCCCGCGAGAAAAGACUUUUUUUGUUUCCUUUCCUUUGUUCGGAACAUGCUAUUCAAAGAAUUUGCUAGCUUUUUUGACGAGAAUGUAUGGCCGUCGCCGGAACAGAGACUUUUAGGGACUUUUCAGUUAUUGCUCCGCACCCGAAAAGGAUUUUCUAUUGUUGAGCUUUUUUGAGCUUGGUACAGAGUAUUCCGCAGCUUUUUUGGCACUCUUUCUUGUUUUUAAUUUUUGUUCCAAAGUAGGAGUUACGAAACUGUUAUGGGGAGAGUUUUUUUUUUUCAGUGUUGACUGCCGUGAAAGAGAGAGAGAGAGUGAAAGUUGGAAAGGAUAUAUGCGUUAUAUUCACUUUAGCGUCUACGAAAGGAACCGCAAGGCAAUCCUUCAUGGUCGACUUUAAAGCGAGCAAUGUUGCAUAUGCAGUGGUUUGGGGCACCGUGAUGACGUGUCGUAGCGGUCGCUGUGUCGGUGAGCCGCUGCGAUUCGCUUGUCCCGGUGACGUCGCUGAGGUGUUUGGGGUGGCGACCUAGGUGUUUCAAUUCAGGAAUUGUGUGUACAAAGCUUCAUCCGGCUUGCUAGGCACCUCUAUUGGCCUCAACAACGCUGAGGGUCCGCUGAGGAAUUUUCUAGGGAAGCCUUUUCUGAUAUUGGUUGUAAUUGUCUUUUCAACAUUCUUAAAGAAAAAGGGGGGGGGGGGGGGGGGGUAUCAAUUUUUCGAAGGUACAAGCUGGGCUGAGCUUGGUUAUGGAGUGUCGAAUAGCUGGAAACCCUCUUCGCAUAAACACUGCCACUGAAUGCAACGGAAGAUGUAAACAAUGUGCAGGUUGCCCCCAUUCUUCUUCUUCUUUGUUGUUUUUUUGCGCCGCUAUUCACGUUUUUUGCUUCGAGAAGGAACUCUACCGGUGAAACUUUCUGUGAUUUCCUGUGCUGCUUUGCUGUGCUCUCUUAGUGACCCGUGCGCACGGUAACGUCGGUGACGCAAUUUCCCGGUGACCGGAUUUUAUUGUAGACGUUGCUGAGACGAUUUGGAGGCUUGUCAUCCCUUUUCCACACUCGGUAUUUGCGUUGCCCACCACAUUGUUUUUGUUUUCCCCCUUGCAAACAUGUUCGAAGCAUUUUCUCGUGGGCAGUCUUUAUUUUUUUCAUGCAUCGUUUACAUAAAUUUUUUUAUUUAUGGUUUUCUUUUGUACAUACAAAUGUGUGUGAGUCUCAUCUUGUUAGCGCAGUGUUAGGACUGGGGGGAUAAAGCAGAAACGAAACCGAGAGUGGAAAUGUUGGCUUGGAAAGAGAAGUGGCUUCGUUGGCUUUGGCUGGCUUUGGCUGGUUUCUUACCGUCUGUAUUUUGUCUCCGUGCAAUGAGAGCAGUCGUCGGUCAUCGGAGGCGACUUUGAGGCAAUUUGUCGACGGGCCCGGAUUUUCAUGGUGCUUUUUUCGGUUUUUCUGUUUUUGUGCACGGCGGCUGCGCCGCCUCUGGUGUGCCCCGACGACAAGCCGGAAUGGUUUCGGAGCUGUUUUGUGUGUGAAGUGCUUCGUCUGCUGUGGCGCUGUUCUGCAAGCCUAGUUUGUGUGUGACAAACCGGUUUCGGCCGUUCUUACCAAGACGCGCGAAGGUGCCGAAGGUUUCUUCAAAGCGAUCGCGUGCCGCACUACGAGAAGACUCUUCGGUCAAAAACACUCCCUCCAACAAAAUCAAAAGCUGCACGGCGUCGACCGUUUUCGAGGUCCGCGCACGACGACAUUCCUCGAGCUGGCAAGGGUUCGAGACGUCGCCGACGAAACACCCAACAAAGGGUGACAUCUCUCAUCGAGGCGUGAAUGUUGUUUCUAGCGUGAGUGUUUGUCCGUCUUCAUAACGGGAGUGCUGCCGUCUCUAUACAAUCAAAGUACACGCCGCAGUAACCCGUCUUCUGUAACUCCUACCGUCGUCCUUGCCACUCACUCAUACGAGCGCGUGCACAAAAAAAAAAAAAAAGUUUAAACGACGCAGUUUUUUCUUGCUUGUUUUGGUUUUGGAAAACGCACUUCAGUGUUUGUUCCCGAGCUUCCUCGGCCCUCUGUCCCGACUGACAACUUAAACAAAGCUGUACUGUGAUAUUAGGACACUUCGUCUCCGAGAGAUCGGAAGUUUCCCAAGCUGGGGUCGCGUCUCUCGGGGAUAAGCGAGCGUACCUUCUAAUCAAGCUCUGUGCACAUCCGUCGUUGGCGUUGCGUUUUCCGAAGCCCUCCGGUUUCCUCGGUACACCCGCAUUCCCGGCAAACGUUCUAAACAUUGGAAGCCGUCAGAAACAAUUCCGUCAUCGCACGUUGGCCCCCUCACGUCGAUUUGAGCGCCCUCGGUUCGGCAUGUAGGGCAUUGUCGCGGUGGUAGUUUUCCUUUCUUCACUGCGCACAAGAAUUUCGGUUCUGCUUUAGACCGUUCUGUUGUUCAUUGCUCCCUGUUUCCCGUUUGUGCAAAAAACGUGUUUGUAACAUGCGGCAACACCCCGACCUGCAGCUUGGUACUGGAUCACAAUUUCGUCAUUUCAAGUAGGUUUUAGUUGUGUUUUAUUAAGAAACCGGUGAAUUUUGUGGCAAUGAUUUUUCGGAUAUCAUGGUGUGUUGGUAGAAUGUAGAGACUAGCUGAUGCCACUUUAAAUAUGUCUUUUUAUGUGGAUGCAAACAUUGUUGUUUAUUUGGCCUGGCCUUUACAAAGUAUUAAUGGGAGGGGAAGCCCAAUUGGUAUCGUUAGAUAUGACCUAGUCGUUACUCAACUUAAACUUCCGAGGCAUCAAGCCAAUCCCGAUUCUCACAUGACGCUCAAACUUUCUUCUUACACUUGGUCUUUGCGUACAGCAACCUAUUUUGCUUCGGAGUAGCUUUACGUGUCUCGAACGACCGCAGAAACCACCACUGUAUCCCCUAGCACUUGUCUGUCGUCCCCUUUGACUUGGUUACAACACUCAAUAGAUUUUUGGUAACAUUGUGGCCUCGCGAUUUUAAUUAAUUUCCUUCGACAUGUGCGAAAACGUUGUGCUUUGUUAUAUUUGCAUGUGUGUGUGUGUGUGCACUCACCUGUCCAUUGAUGUGUGUACGUGCUUGCGAGCAUGCAGCCCGAGAAAAUCCGUAUAUUUUGGAAACUGGUUUCCGAGCAAGAAUAGUAAUUUUUUCAUUUUUUGUAAGAUAGUGCCACAGCAGCAGAAAGAACUUGUGAAUGCGUGUCUGUUUAGGACGGUAUGGCUUGGGAAUGGUUGGUAGGCCUUCUGGAGACGGAAGGACUUUGCGAUUUGUCGUGGUGACAACCGACGACGUUGCCCGUUUUAAGUACGGUGUCACGGCUGGCACGUGUUUUCUUGCCUUACGUUCGAAUUGAAGGACCAAGCUCGAAAACGGAAGCGAAGAAGAAAAAGAAAAGACCUUCACGACGUCCCCAGAGUCGAGGCCCCCAAAAAGAAAGCAUUGUGUUCCGACCCGACAAGAGACUGCACGCGAUUGCUUUCGACGGUUGCUGCCGUGUUUUGUUGGAAGUCAAAGAAAAAUCUACGGACACUGCUUUUUGCCAACGGGGGUGGGGGGAGUCUUCCUGUGGUGAGAGAGAGCGAUACAAAACGAAGCAUGGGAGGUCAACCACUUUGCAAGAGACUCUGGUGUAUUAUUACCUGUGGACGUUCCUGCUUCGAAAGGAAGAAAAAAAAAAAUCCCUGUACAUAUAUACUGACUUAGGUGAAGCAAAGGAAACUGUUGGCCGCACUUUUGCAGCCGACGGAGCUUGUGUGAUGAUGUGCUCUUCUCACUUUGUUUUUCUUCUUCCUCCGAGAUGUCGUUUGUACUGCCUCAGCUGUGAAUUGCCAAGGCCUGUAUUGUUUGUACCUAGUAAGAAGAAUCUUCGUGUUUUAUAGAAAGGACAGUGUGACCGGAAGAGCAAUUCUCUCCAAUCUUUUUUUUUUUUUUUCGUGAUUGUUUAAUUUGUGUUGCGAGACACGCUGUAAGAAAAACACAAGAAGGGAGGCGGAAAACGGGCGUAUAUAUUUUUUUCCCGCUAAGUGCACCGCGCGAGUUUGUCCCUCGGUUUGAUCCUGAAAACGAUGAAUGUUAGGGAUUUUUUUCUUUAUUAUUAUUAAGUCUGUAGCAUGUCUUCGAAAAGGUGGUAUUGCCUGUCUCAGCCGAGUUUUCUGUCGUCCGAUUUUUCCGACGAGUUUAUCGACCUUGAGCUCCCAACAAUUUAAAGUCCUACGCUCUCGUGGUCAAUUUUUUUUUUGUAUUUUUUUUUGCAGGAGAUGGUUUGGAAAAGCUGUAAUAAACACGACCCGUGUAUUUGUGUGUCGAAACAACAGCAGCAGCGACAAACAAAUCGACUCUGAAAACGGCUUAGAGCUCUGUCAAAACAACCGAUUACGGGGAACUGUGAACCGACGGUAUGUGGUUCUGUCUCUGGGUUAACUGUAGAAAAGAAGCAAUGCUGUUGAAUUUACAUAAAUAAAGAGGGACUUCAUUAUAA
Messenger RNA from Ixodes scapularis (black-legged tick), 7569 nucleotides. It is a transcript of the gene Pur-alpha, whose product is annotated as transcriptional activator protein Pur-beta. The record is from RefSeq and is a predicted model, not a curated record. The transcript has 7 exons. NCBI's taxonomy places the organism in Eukaryota, Metazoa, Arthropoda, Arachnida, Ixodida, Ixodidae. Gene Ontology annotation, molecular function: DNA-binding transcription factor activity, RNA polymerase II-specific; purine-rich negative regulatory element binding; RNA polymerase II transcription regulatory region sequence-specific DNA binding. Gene Ontology annotation, biological process: regulation of transcription by RNA polymerase II. Bases 768 to 1535 code for a protein of 255 amino acids. Gene Ontology annotation, cellular component: nucleus.